Molecule: messenger RNA, 1149 nt
Organism: Rotaria socialis
Lineage: Eukaryota; Metazoa; Rotifera; Eurotatoria; Philodinida; Philodinidae
Source: the annotation of a GenBank genome assembly
AUGAAGUUUGCUAAAUUUCUAUUUGCUGAAUGUUCUUCGUUAUCAAGUCCAACUGAUGGACCAGAAAAAGUCAUUAUUACACCAAUUAUUCCAGAAGAACCAAUAGCUUCAUGUUUUUUUCCGAGCAACUUAACUGGCCAAUGGAUAAAUACAGCAAAUGUCCAUGCUCGUGCUUUAAUUAAUACAACACAUAUUCAUGAAAUAGCCAAAGUUAAUAAUCGAGGUUGGCUAAGAGAAACUUAUUAUGUUUGUCAACAAACAUCUCGUAGUCAAUAUCUAGUUAAAGCUGCUACUAAAGGAGAAUGUUUCUCGUAUUAUAUUUGUUUCGAUUUUAAAGAUCGUCAUCAUAAUAUAUUAAGAUAUAGAAAAUCAAAAUCAUUUAUGUCAAAUUUAUAUAAAUUAUUUCCGAAUCGUGAUCCUUUCUAUGAAGUUUGUUCAUGGACAAGUUUUGGUAAUGAUGCUAAUUGGAAAUAUCAAGUUUUAGCUUUGGAUCCACCGGCACCUAUUGAAUGUCCAUUUACGGGUAUGUGGACAUUUAAACAAGUUGGACAAUCAAGUUCAUUAAUUCAAACACGAAUCCGUGGUGGUGUAAGACCACGACCACGUGAUCAUGGUUGGUAUAUAACAUGUGAUCCACAAUAUGUUGUAUCACAAUGGACUAUUUGUGGUGAUCAAACAAAAUCAAUGUUUGCUGAUCGUGAAUAUUGUCGACAAUUAGAUCCAUAUGGAACACCCAUUGGUGUUUACGAACAACCUGAUUAUAUUUAUCAAUGUGCUGGUUAUUGGACAGAAGAUUCUCGUUCAAUGAUGGUUACAUAUGAUCGAGAUGAUCCGUAUAAUAAUUUUAAAUGUUGGGUCUACGAAAGAAGAGAUUUAACAAGUAUAACAUUGUCAAGAUCAGCUGGUUCAGCUUGUGGUUUUAAUCAAACAUCUGAAAGUUAUAAAGCAGAAGAUGGAGCUGAUCUUGCUAUUACACUUACUGAAGCUGAGCGUAUUCAUGAUGAUUGUCCAAUUCGUUAUGAUGAUGGUCGUAAUGUUUUUGUUGAUUUAGAAGAAUUUAAUUUUUAUUAUGGAAAAUCUUCAGUUGUUCAACUCAACAAAUUUUUUCUUUCUUUUUUCUUUUUUCUAUUAUUCAUAUUGUUUAAUUAA